This is a messenger RNA of Camellia sinensis, 2232 nucleotides long. Lineage: Eukaryota; Viridiplantae; Streptophyta; Magnoliopsida; Ericales; Theaceae. The record is from RefSeq and is a predicted model, not a curated record.
GGUUCUUUCUUCAUAGAAAUCCUGGAAUUAGACCAGUUCAUGAAUUGGGUAUUGUUCAUUCUAUGCUUUUGAGGUUGUUUUCAUCGAAAAGAAGUCAUCUUUUAGCCAAAGCCAGAGGCUUUCAUGUGGGUAAGCAAUUCACAAACCUUAGUACUGAAGACAUUGUUUUUAAGUCAGUUUGUGUAAAUUUAAGGCAAAGGAAAUGGAAAUUCUUGGAUCAAAUGACUCCAAGUCUCACGAAUGCGGUAGUAAAUCGCGUGGUUUGCGAGUUUCAAAACUCGCCUCAGCUAGUCCUGCAGUUCUUCAAUUGGGUUGGGAAGAACAAGGGUUUUUCUCAUUCUUUAGAUUCUUAUUGUAUUGUAAUUCAUUUGAUGGUGAAUUGUAGAAGAUAUGACGAUGCCUUAUUUUUUAUGCAAGAGUUGAUGCAAAUAAAGGGUUAUUUGCCGUUGGAGGUUUUGCAAGGGUUGGUUGGUAGUUACGAGACAUGUUUGUCGGUUCCAGCAGUGUUUGAUGCAUUGAUUAGGGCUUGCACUCAAAUUGGUGCUACUGAAGGUGCUUAUGAGGUGAUCAAGAAGUUGAGAAUCAAGGGUUGUUGGGUUUCGAUUCAUGCAUGGAACAACUUUUUGAAUCAUCUUCUGAAAUUGAAUGAGACGAACAGGUUUUGGGGAGUUUACAAAGAGAUGAUAUCAUAUGGAUAUUCUGAGAAUUUGUAUACUUUUAAUUUGGUUAUUUAUGCGCUUUGCAAGGAAUAUAAAUUGUAUGAAGCGAUUUCAGUGUUGUAUCGGAUAUUGAAGAAUGGAAUUGUACCCAAUGUUGUUGCUUUCAACAUGCUCGUAGACGGAGCUUGCAAGAUGGGCGAUAUUGAUCUUGGGUUUAAGCUUGUUAGGAAGAUGGGAGUCAUGUCAGGGAACUGUAUUACCCCCAAUUCAGUUACGUAUAACUGUCUAAUCAAUGGGUGUUGCAAAUUAGGAAGGCUAGCGAUUGCAGAAGAAGUUCAGAAUGAGAUGGUUGAGGCUGGUAUCGACGCCAAUGUGAGGACGUAUGCUACUUUGAUUGAUGGGUAUUCAAGAAAUGGGAGUUUGGAGGUGGCAUUUACGAGGUGCCAUGAUAUGGUGGAAAGAGGCUUGGUUCCUAAUUCCGUUGUUUAUAAUUCACUUAUCCAUUGGCUUCAUAGGGAUGGAGAUGUGGAAGGAGCUUCCUUCUUGUUAUCCGACAUGAUCGAUAAGUGUAUAUGCCCCGACCAAUUCACCUACUCAAUCCUAACAAAGGGGCUUUGUAGAAAUGGAUGCUUAAGCGAAGCUCUUAAAUUCCACAAGUGGAUUCUAGGAAACAACAUUGUGGAAGAAGCUUUUAUGCACAAUAUUCUCAUCAAUUAUGUUUGUAAAAUCAAGAACGUAGAAGGAGCGAAGCAACUUUUAGGUAGCAUGUUUGUUCGUGGGUUUAUUCCUGACCUUGUCACGUAUGGCACUUUGAUUGACGGACACUGCAAAGAAGGGAGCAUAGAAAGUGCAAUUCAGAUAUAUGAUGAUAUGAUAAAAGUUGAGAAAAAGGCCAACUUGGUAAUAUACAAUUCUAUUGUGCAUGGCUUAUGCAAAGGGCAAUCAGUAGAAAAGGCAAAGCAUUUGGUCGAUGCUUUGGAGAGGGCGGGUUUGAUUGAUGCUAUAACAUAUAACACUUUGUUAAAUGGUUUUUGCAAUAGUGGGAAGAUUGAUGAGGCGUUGGAUCUGUUUUCAAAAAUGAGAAAGGAGGGGCAUUUGGUGAAUAGAGUGACUUACAAUAUAGUGAUCAACUUUUUGUGCAAGAAUGGAUUUAUUCAAGCAGCGAAGGAACUUAUGAAGAUGAUGAUUCGCCAAGGUGUGGUUCCUGAUUUCGUAACAUACACAACACUUGUUACUAAUAUCAUUAAAACCUACAAAACAGAGGAAGUAAUCGAGCUGCAUGACUAUAUGGUGAUUGAAGGUGUCGUUCCGGAUAGUCAAACAUACGAUGCCAUGGUUAGGCCACUGCUAACAGGUAGUGAAGAAAAGGAUUAGGCUUCAACAGCUGAUGUAAUAUACAAAAUCUAUCCCUAUGCAAAAUGAAUCCUCACUUCCUUCUAAUGUAUAUGAGUUCAAAUUCUCCCUCAUGUUCAUUAUCAGAUCCCGUUUAUAUAUUCUGAAAUUUGAUGCUUAAAAUAUUGGAUUACUGGCAUUUGUGCCAUACAUUUUGAGUAAUUGUUUGGAAUUGAACCUA